Messenger RNA from Leptidea sinapis, 7830 nucleotides. RefSeq names its product glutamate-gated chloride channel (gene pHCl-1). Gene Ontology annotation, cellular component: synapse; neuron projection; membrane. Bases 474 to 1892 code for a protein of 472 amino acids. The record is from RefSeq and is a predicted model, not a curated record. The transcript has 14 exons. Gene Ontology annotation, molecular function: extracellular ligand-gated monoatomic ion channel activity; chloride channel activity; neurotransmitter receptor activity. NCBI's taxonomy places the organism in Eukaryota, Metazoa, Arthropoda, Insecta, Lepidoptera, Pieridae. Gene Ontology annotation, biological process: chemical synaptic transmission; nervous system process; signal transduction.
CGGCUAGUGAGUUGCGUAACAUAGCACAUUCGCCCUGAGCGGUCGUGCGGUGCGCUGUAAACUUUCGCUCCGUGUGCGUCGACGGAAUGGAACAGCGAAAAACGAAAUAAAGUUUCCCGCGACGCGCUAAAUUCAGCGCAAUACUGAAAUACUGAAUAGCUUUUGUUUUUUUUUUAUUUGCAUAAAUAGAACGUUGAAGUUUCGCCGGUUGGAGUUUGUUGGUAGAAGAACAUUGAACGAGUGUGAUAGUUUUGUUUUGUUUUAAUUUGCUAUAAACUAGCAGUGGUGGGAAUUGUGGUGAGCGCUGUGUCCGGUGGGACCGGAGCUCGUGGUACGAAGGAAUCGAUACUGCGGGUGGAGCUAAGAUCUUGACCGGACAUUAUGUUGUUAAAGAGAACGACCGUUGUGAUGUGGACGGGCUAGUAAGUGCUUAUGCUGACAGAAGUCUGCAGUCAGCAGAAAGAUGUCCUAAUAUGGGUUGGUCAUGCGUGGUGGCACGCGCCGUGGCCUUCUUCCUGAUGCUAUCAACAGCAGCGGCACUAACGUCCGAUAUAUUUGCAGCGGGGAAAUCGGACAAAGAGAUACUGGACAACCUGUUGAAAAUAUCCCGCUAUGACAAAAGACUGCUACCACCAGUAGAUGGUGUACUCACUGUGAACGUUAGCGUAUUACUCCUAAGUUUAGCAUCACCAGAUGAAUCCAGUCUCAAAUACGAAGUUGAAUUUCUUCUUCAGCAACAGUGGUUCGACCCUCGACUUCGUUAUUCAAACCAGUCUCAUUACGACUUCCUAAACGCUAUACAUCACCACGAGGACAUUUGGUUACCUGAUACAUACUUCAUAAUGCAUGGAGACUUCAAAGAUCCAAUUAUACCGAUGCAUUUCGCUCUGCGUAUUUACCGCAACGGUACCAUCAACUAUCUGAUGCGGCGGCAUCUCAUCCUUUCUUGUCAAGGACGGCUCAACAUUUUUCCUUUCGAUGAUCCAUUGUGUUCAUUUGCCUUAGAAAGUAUUUCGUACGAGCAGUCAGCAAUUAAUUAUGUUUGGAAAAAUGACGAGGAUACCCUUCGAAAGUCACCAUCGUUGACUACUCUGAACGCGUACCUCAUUCAAAACCAAACUAUCCCUUGUCCUAUAAAAGCGAGCUGGAGAGGUAAUUACAGCUGUCUCAGAGUGGAUCUCAUCUUCACGAGGGACAGAUCAUUUUACUUCACCACAGUUUUCAUUCCUGGCAUUAUUUUGGUGACCUCAUCAUUUAUUACUUUUUGGCUGGAAUGGAAUGCAGUGCCUGCUAGAGUAAUGAUAGGUGUAACAACAAUGUUGAAUUUCUUCACAACGUCGAAUGGUUUUCGCUCCACACUUCCGGUGGUCUCCAAUUUGACUGCCAUGAAUGUUUGGGACGGGGUAUGCAUGUGUUUUAUCUAUGCAUCGUUGCUGGAGUUUGUAUGUGUCAAUUAUGUGGGAAGGAAAAGACCACUGCAUAAUGUGGUCUAUAGACCGGGAGAAAAUCCCGUCACACAGCGACUGCCAGCAGUACUCAGCAGAAUUGGCAUAAUACUAGCCAGUCCUUUGGAGGCGAUGGCAUUUCUCCAAUGGGCCAAAUCUGACACCCCCCAACCGGGAUCAAGCGGUGCUGGUGAUAAGAAUCGUGAUUCGACGGGCGCAGCUGAUCUGGUGACGUGCACCACGUGUACUGGACCACCGGGUACUUGCACCCACACCACCAACAACGGAGGUGUCACGGAGCCAUGUUUCGUCCAGGUUCGCAAGAAGGAACCUCCUCAUCCAAUCCGCGUCGCCAAGACGAUUGACGUCAUCGCUCGCAUCACGUUCCCCACAGCAUACGCGGUGUUUCUAAUAUUCUUCUUUAUUCACUACAAAGCCUUCUCUUAAUGCUUUCUUAUCGCAUUCUGCAGUGACGCACACGGACAGUAUAAGCAUAUUGAUAAUUUUCUAUUUCUAAUCACCGCUAUUUGUAUAUCGAGUAAUACACAGUUUAAUUAAUCAUUAUUUAUAAGUGAAUAAUAUAAAUGCUGUUGAGUUCAAUAGCUGUUCGUUUUGAAAUAGGUUCAGUUAACUGUAAGAUCGGUGUAGAGUUUUGUGAAUAUUAAUGUUUAUGCAAUUAAAAGGGGAUCAAGUCAAAGCAAUGGGAAUGUAUGAAUUAUUGAUACGUCGCUCUUGUAUCGGAGGAAUCUAUUUCAAAACAGAAUUCAUUAGAGAAACUUUAAAUAUUUGUGACUUGUGAGAGAUUAGAUACUAUUAUUAUUACCAGACCACUGAAACCCGGUUUUAACUGGCUAAACCCCGUUUUAACUGGCUAAACCCGGUUUCGACUGGCUUAACCCGGUUUAUAAUAACAUAUUUGUGACUUGUGAUACAAUUCCUAGUUAUAGUUAUUGCUUUAAAUUUUUUACUUGUGUGUGUAAAUGCAACCGAUGCGUGCGGUUUUUAUUUAUCUUUAGAUGUAGACAUCCAAAGCUCAAAUUGUUGUAACGAAUAAAUUUUAUGGCUCCUAUGUUGUAAACGGUUUUUGAUCGCAAGUAGAGUUCAUCGAGUAGAGUUCAAAUAAUUGUGUAAGUAAAUUCAAAGCCAUGAACAUGCCUUCUAAUUAAAUUAGAAUUUGUUUGCCAUUUAUUGUGAUCGAUUGUAAAUAGUUAUGAGUGUUUAUAGAUUUAUGAUACAUAAAACGUUCCGUUGUUGUAUUGUUUGUUUACUUAUAAUUAUGUUAAACAAUUUAUAGAUAAAUUUAAACGACUGUCUUAGAUUAUUUAACCAAUCAGGGACGGCAAUAAUGGCGUAUUCUAUGGUAAUGUAUGAAGCCCGGCCUACAACCGGUAAUUAAAACUAGGUACAUAUUUAUACUAUUUUGAAAAAUAAUCGACGCGACAUUUUGUAAUUCACUUUUAUUUGGAGAAUGAUAAUUUUUGUAAAUAAAAAAAGUGUGUGUGUACUUAUGUAUACACGCAAGAAGUUAUAUUUCUUUGGCCUAACGAAGUAAAAAUCAUUAAAAUGAUUUAUUCCUCGUGCUAUUUUACGUUUUUAGAAAGAACUUUGUAAGAAUUUUGUAAAAAUCUUGCAAAGAUGGCUUUAACAAUUAAUUAUUAAAUAAUGAAUACGGCUGUAUGUGCUUGAACCCUUUGCCUGUCCUUAUAAUGGACGAAGAAACCAAAAGAAAAUAACGAAUAACGCAAACGUCAGAAAAUUUUAGGAACCAACUUCUACCUGUUUACUUUUGUGUUAGUGAUGCGCGCGCAUCUUAAAAUUUCGCUCUCCUCAUUUUUUCAUAACGCACCUAAAAGAAAUAUAACUUCAAAAAUGACAAGAUUUUCAUUAAUACUUCACAGUAACAACUAUUAUAAUAUAUUCUUUGACAGUACCACAGAUAAUACGACCGCUGCAGCUGUUCGCAUACUUUUGGAUGAAUAAUCUUAGACUAUGUCUAUAUAGAUCCUUUAUAUUAAAAUAAUUUAUAUUUCAUGUUAUUUGCUACAAGAUUAUUUAAAUGUAUACGUAAGCAUAUCUACGCUUACAUAGUCACUAAAUAUACUUAUUUAUAUGUUGUUCUUGUCAUUAAAUUGUUAUAAUAAAGAAAAACAUAAGUGCAUGAAGAUUUUUAUAGUGAUAGGGAAAUACUUUAGUAAAUAUGUUUUAGUUAAUAAAAAAUUUAAAUUGGGUAAGUUAAUAUUUAUGUUUCAUAUUAUACUUAAUACGUACACUGCAUUAUUUUACAAUUUAUCAAGGUAUUUUCAAUUUUUUUUAAUCAAUGGAUAGUACUAUCUCAGACAAAAGUAUCCAAAUGUAUGUUCAUAUUCAGCUUCAAAUUACCUUUACAAUAAAUAUUCAUGUACCUAAGUAGAUUUCUUUCUCAUUAAAAAAGCUGUUAUUUAUUUUUUAAGAAAUAUUUUAUGUUUAUUUAAUCAGAGUCCCUAUGGUAUUAAGCCAAACUGCUCCUCGAAUCCAAACAAAUAGAGAAAACAAAAAUUCUACUAAUAUGAAGCAGAUGGAGUUUCAAACAUUGCAUUUGACUCCAAAUCUACAUUAUUUAUUUCCACCACUGUUAUUCGAUUAGGUACUUUCACUAUUUCAAAGUUUCGCACCAAAAUGAUUACUUACGUAGAUAUUCCAACUACUUUAAAGUCUAAUGAUUUUUAAAUAUGUAUACAAAAACUACAAAACUUAUCAUUUAUCUGAGGUGUGACACGAAAUUGCAUUUUUGUUUUCCAUAAGAAUCCUGUUACCGCUUUAUAAAUCGUCCCAAUCUCAACUGUUAAUAUUAUCCGUCCAGAUUAUUGUCGUCAUCUUGAUUCUUGGUGCCUCAUUUCUUUUGUCUAGCUCUAUAGACAACUGUUUUGGUUGCAGUAUUGUACUAUAUGUACAGAUAUAUAUUCGAAAUUAUAUUCAAUUACGAUUGUUUAUAUAUAUUGUACCUAUCUAGUUAGCUAAAUCAUAGUAGGUCUCAGCGUUUUCGGUUUGUAAAUAUUCACCUUUCUACCAAAAUUGCUGUUCAUAUAAGUACCUUGUUAAAAGUAUCAAAUGAAUUAUUUAUGUAAACAAUAAAUUUCUAUUCCUUUAACAUUAGUGGUAAAAAUAUUCAUGAUUUAAAGUGUAAAACUUGGAACGAGUACCUAUACAAAUGUGGCUUCAAAAUAUACUUUAUUUAUCAUUGCAAUUUACAACGUUGGCUGUCGAAAAACGAAACUGUCGAAAACGGUGAAAGAGCGCCAUCUAGUGAAAGUAGGGGAAUAUCUAUAUCGUAGACGCCAUACAAAUAGUUAACAUUUACGCGAUCGAAUAGGUAAAAAAAUCUCACAAUGUCUCUCUGAAACUUUUGCGUUACUUCUUAGUGUUUUUAAAUGUUUAGUGUUUACUCAAAGAAACAAAGUGUAACAGUAUUUUUCAAUAUAGGUCGAAUAAAAAUGAUUUUAUUCAUAUACAUAUAGGUAAUAAUUUAAAAAUUGUUGCAUGGCACCUAUACCUAUCAUUAUAAUAGGUAGGUAUGUAUAUAAUUUUACGCCUUUUGCUUAUAAAUUUCGCGGACCAGUUUUUAUCCUUUUAAAUAUAAAAGUAGGUAACAUAGAUUUUUAUAUUGCGUAAAAUUUAAAACUAAACGACAUAUUAUAUAUAGUUUUGUCCAAUGGUACCUACAUAAUUUGGCUGUGCUUUUAUUAAAUUCUUCUAGUAGGUAAACUAUGAGCAUAAUAUAUUAACAUAUCUAUAUGUUUCUAUAAAAACCCUAAAUGGAAGCUUAUAAUUAAUAGUAAAUUAUUUCCCCAAAAUACCCAAGAAAUAUUAUACGUUAAUAACUGAAGCUAUCACUUCGCAAUAAUAAUUAACGUGGCACUAAAAUGCUGCAUGCAUGACAGUACAUUACAUAAAUAACUUUUCUCAGCCCACAACCAAAUCAAAAUUAGUGACAAGUCGGAACGCUGAACAUAAUACAAAACACGCGUGCGGUCGCACGACGCGCGCCGCUAGACGCCAUUUUGUGCAACACAAUAUGUUGGCAACGUAACAUGUUGCGCGUGAAAUGUGAAUCUUGCAUGUAUUUAUCAAACACUCAUUGCCCGCGCAAUAUAAUGGAGAGUGUAUGCUCUGCCUAAUUUUGUAGCGACCCGUCUCGAUGUUAAAGUGGGGUGGCUUUGUCAGUAAAUGUUUCACAAUAUAAUGACUACAUGACUGUCGUUUCGAAUUCGAUGUUAUUACAUAUAACAUUAUACGUAGGUAUAAUAUGCAGCAAAAUUCUGCUGUAUACUCUGUUAAGUUUGACUUUAAUGAUUAAUGUGAAAAAUUUAUGAGAAAAUUAUUUUUAUCUAGAGUAAAUAUUUUAUGUCAACAAAAACAAGCUACAUAAAAGAUUAUCGUUUAGCACUGUAUAAUACCCAUUUAAAUACCUAUAAAAUGAUGAAGACUUUCAAAUAAAUGUACAUACCUACAGGAGAUUCUGGAUAUUAGGUUGAAACUUUGUGAACAAUAUUAUUGUUAACUCGGUUUUAUGUAGUGCAAGAGAAUAACUGUUGGUAACAUUGAAGUUGCUUGUAGGUAAUUAUUGGAUUUGUGAAGCCUUAUUACCUAUAAAUGCUGGCUGGUGGCAAAUUUCGAACCUCGCCCACUAUUUCGUGCGAGCGUUAGAUACUGUUAUAAGCUUUUAAAAGACAGGUUACAUACAUAUCAUUGGCUUUAUAAGCUUACCUAUAGGUACAUAUUAUAUGAUAUAAUGUUAUUCUUAUUAAUCUGUAGAUACCUACUUAUAUAUUAUAUAGCACUGAGUAUGUAUUUUUUUUGUAGCUUAUUUAUAAUUUCUGUAUAUACAAAUUCGACAGUUUUGUGAAUGAUACAUCAAUUAUAAUGAACUCUGUUUUGUACAAUAUAGAUUGAUGCAAAUUAUAAAAUGCAGGCACCAAUUUGUUUUUGAUAAACUACGAUAUAAACCUUAAAUAUUGUUUAUUCUUCAACCUCACGACGCCAUUAAUCAGAAUGCACGCAAUCAAAAACUUUAUCAACUUUAUUAAGUACCUAUUUCAUAUUUUUUUGACGCUGAAAGUUUUGCAUUAAUAAUUAUCAGUACAUAUCUAGACAUCAUUACUCAUCUAUGUGCAGUUAUAAAUUGAAAAUUCAUUUUUUUUUAUAUGGAACCAAUUGAGCGGGUUUUCACUGUCCGGGUAGGUACUCUCAAACUACUCUGACGCUACUGGUAAUCACGUGAUCCAGGUAAAAGUGUUCUAUGCACUAGAACGACGACGUUUCAUCCAAGUGGACCAGGAUUUGGUUGUAUUCUAUAAAAUUAAUAUAUUCUAUGUGCAAAAACAAAAUGGCAUCAUCGCCAUGCACUCAAUUAGAAGUUUGACUCUGGCAGGAGUGGCAGGUCCUAUUGCCUUCUUCAAAUGAUAAUUUGAUUUUUAAUGGAACUUUUUCGCUCCAAUUCUAAUUACUAUCUCAUCCAACGAUGUUCUUUCAUGUUGUGAAAAUCAUAAAAACCAUGAAAUCAGAAUAAAUACAAAUAAUAAAUGCAAUCAAGAUUUUUUUAUUUAAUCAUGAGAUCCAAGAAAAUACCAACACAGAAAGCAGACACAUAUUACAGACCAAACUCCUGAUAAUUGUUCUUUCCGACGACGAGGUAGGUACUCGGAGUACACAGUCGGACAGUAAAACUCCGCUUAACCAUGCAAGAGUCUAAAAAUUGCUACUAUAUAUCUAGUUAUGGCAUUUUAAUUCUGAGGGGUCAUAAACAUUGGGAAUGGUAAAAACAGCAAUUCUUAAAAUAUAAGUUCGGCUUGAGCAUAGUGAUUGGUGCAAUGUAGUGACUAGUGGUUUGAAUUGUAAUCAAAUAACGGUUGCAAUCGUUGUGUGGCCGCACUUAUUUUCACCAUUUUUUUCACAAUGUAGUUAGGCAACUUUCACAAUAUAAAAGGCAUUAGAACUUAGCUUAAGUACCUAAAUUAUUGUUGUAUACAAGUGUGAUUGUAAGAAUACACUGUGUAAAUACUAAAUAAGAUUUAAAAUAAUGUAUUAAAAUUCCUUUUUGUAGGUUUUAAGUAUAUAACGCUGAUUAAUCAUGUUCACAAAAAGACAUUAGUGAGAUAAUUAUGCUUUCUGUAGUAGAAUUAAUAAGGUUUAGAACAGAAGCUUCGUCCUGUUCUGCGUGUACAAUAUGAAUUAUGAAUAUUGUAUGUAAUUUAUAAUAAAUUGUGAUAUGCGCUAUAGUAGUAGGUACAUAAAUAUCAACCAAUUGUAAUUAAUCUUAUGUACCAAUAUGAUUUUUAUUAAUAAAUCAAAAUGUUCACUUGUCUGCGCGAUGAUAACACGUUGAAAUAAAUUAUUUUGAAGGAUCAAA